CCGCGGAAGCUGUUACAGUUCCGUCGGACAGACCAUCGUUGAAAGUUGCCAAAAAGCAAAAUGUCUUUGAAGCUGUUAUCCUGCCUUUUUGUGCUCGUCUUGGCUGCCAUUGCCUGUGAAGGACAGACCCAGUACAAUCCCUACCUCAGGAACCCAUACUACCGGGAUCUGUACUACCGGAAUCGCGAUCUGUACAACCUGCGUCGCUACUACGAUGGAUUCUACAAGAAAUACAAUCCCUACAUUGCCGCUGCCCAGGCCAGAAUUGUGGAGCAGAAGAACGAUGUGAACUACGGUCCGGGUUCCUAUGCCUACAGCUAUGAGACGGAGAAUGGCAUUCACGGCGAGGAGAAGGGUGCUCCGGUGAAUAUCGGUGGCCAGCAGCAGGAGGAGCAAGUGGAGGGAGCCUACUCCUUCAUCACACCCGAGGGUCUUCGCGUGGGAGUCAAAUACCUGGCCGAUGCCAAUGGUUUCCGUCCCGUGAUCACUUAUGACGGCGUGAACUCCGCCUUUUAUGCCAGUCAGCCAGCCGCAGCCAACGUGGUUCAUACCAAGCAUUGAAAUUGAUUUUUAACUGCUUAGUUAAGUGAAAAACGUGUGUUCAGCCUUCCUAAAUUAAUAUAAAUAAAUAACACAAUUAUAAAACAUAAA
Molecule: messenger RNA, 651 nt
Organism: Drosophila elegans
Lineage: Eukaryota; Metazoa; Arthropoda; Insecta; Diptera; Drosophilidae
Gene: Cpr49Ad
Product: larval cuticle protein LCP-22
Exons: 3
Coding region: 61-561 (166 amino acids)
Cellular component (GO): chitin-based extracellular matrix
Molecular function (GO): structural constituent of chitin-based larval cuticle
Source: RefSeq, a predicted model, not a curated record